AUGCACGAAGCGGUGAGACACACGCUGGCAACGUUAAAGUCCGAGGUAAAGGGAAGAAGACGAGAUCCCGCUCCAACGACGGCGGCGGCAGGAGCUUGCUUCUCGAGCAGGAGAAGACUAAGGCCCCUUCUUCCGAAAGUGGUGACGACUUGUUCUCCUUCAGCGGCCUUGUGCUGCGGCAUCUUGUUGCUGCUCCCAACCGCUAUUACCAGAGUCGCGGCACUGACGGAGAUAACGAACGUGGCCGCGCCGAGAUCGAACCUCACGGCGGGCACCUAUCACACCGUCGGCUGGGUUUACUCCACGGACACCGGCGCCUGGGGCACGACGGGCGAUCUACGCCCCUUCGAGAUCGAGCUCCGGUCGUGCGGUGGAGACGAUGCUCAGCAGGCCGAGUGUGGGCUUGGAGAGUUGUGCGGCAACGAGUACCUCGCGCUGUGCGAUCUGGAGAGGGGGGCCGCCUGCAUGGACUCGGACGGCAGCUACGACGUGCUCAUCCCGGAGGACGUCGACGCCGGCAGGUACGUUUUCAGCGUCACCCACCUCGGCCUCUCCAGCUGGACCUCCGGCGCUUCGUCGACGUCGGACGCCGGUUUGGUCACCGGCUGCUCGGAGAGCUUUUUUGUGGAGGAAGCGGCCGCGAAGGAUGUGCUGGCCACGGAGGCUCCCGCGGCGAGCUCUCUCCAACCGGGAGACGCGUUCACGGCGGAGUGGGAGUACGAGGGCGUGGACGGCGAGGCCAACGGGAGGUUCGAGGUCAACCUAUUUUCGUGCGCUGACCAGGCCUGCGAGCAAGACAGUUGCGGGACCUUGGUAGCGGAGCUCUGUGGGGAGGCGGGCUGUUACGACCCGGGUCCCGGAGACUACGACGUCCGCAUCCCGGCCGACACGACGCCGGGGACGUUCAAGCUCCAGGUGAAGAGGGUUUCCACCGACGAGGAGGCGUGCUCCGCCGAAUAUUUCGUCGUCGAAGCGGCGGCCUCUGACAGCAGUAGUGGUACCCGCGCCGUCUCCACGCCGGCGCCUGUCCCCGCCGCCGCGGCCGCGACCACCACGCCCGCGCCCGUCAUAUCCUCCACGGGGGCUCCGGUGAGUGCGGUCACUGGGGCUCCGGUGAGUGCGGUCACUGGGGCUCCGGUGCCUGCGGCCACGCCGUCUCCGGUCGCCGCUGCCGCUGAGGCCGCUCCCGUCCCAUCGGCCACUUCUUCGGCGACGGAAUCGGGAGAGAUCCCGGGGACGCCGCCGACACCGGUGCCUCUCCGCGUGACGUGCGACCCGGCGGCGGUGGUGGCGUUCAGCUACAAGCUGGAGACGUCGACCCUGUUGCCGCUGAUCACGAUCUCGCACGAGAGCGAGGACAGGGACGAGGGGGGCUGUACGAACUUCUCGGGGCUCUGGGAGUGGGUCAAGACGCAGGAUGCGGACGUGCAGGAACUCCUGUAUCCUGCGGAUCCCACGACGGGCGAAGCGGACACGACCGGGGGGGCGGCGACGGGAGUGUGGCUCCUUCGGACGUCGGUGGACGUGACGAACGGGGUCAUGUUCGAGGUCAUGGGUACCGAAGCCGAAGGGGGCGACAGCGACAAGAUUUUGCUGAGCAGCUCACCGACAAACUACUUCAGGAUCCGCGGGGCGGGGGGGCACCUCUAUUUCUAUCAAACCGAGGUGACGAGCUGGGUAGAGGAGGACCUCGCACCUCACAUGCUGCCGGAUGAUGCUGAAUGGGGAGCUGAGCCGCGUUCUUAUAUCGGCUGUCUCAGCGAGAUUCUCGAGGAGGGGCAGACAUGCGACGGAGUGGCCAAGAAGGAAAGGGGGGAGUGCCGCAUGGAUGUCAUCGAAAGUAUCAUAUCAUACCUUGGGUACGAGGCGACGGAAUCUUACGGGCUGAGCUGGAAGGUGCGCGGCCUGUGCGAUGAUCUGAGCAACAAGGACACGCUGUUCGAGUCGGUCCGCGUGUACGGCGACAUAAAGAACUCCGACAUUUACGGCUUGUGGUACGGGCACUACAGCUACGGCCACCUCGGCGGCGUGUGGACGAACAACUUCAUGCACGACAACCACGUGUACGGGUUUGACCCACAUGACGACAGCGACUACCUCACCAUUACUGGCAACACGUGCUACAACAACGGCAACCACGGCAUCAUCGCGUCCAAGCGGUGCGACCACCUUCUGGUCGAGGACAACGAGUCCUACGACAACGGCGGCAGUGGCAUCAUGCUCCACAAGAGCUGCGACUACUCCACGGUCCGAUUAAACACGCUGUACGGAAACUUCGACGCCGGCCUAUCGCUCGUGGAGACAUCGCAUACAUUGGUGACGGAGAACACGCUGAACGACAACAAGUAUGGCGUUCGCCUCGUGGUCGGCUCCAACGACAACACGGUGCGGGUUACGACCAACAGCGUAAGCAGCAACCGCCAGCACGACCUGUACCUAUACAUCGGCUCUUCCUCGGACGUCGCGGAGGUGGCGCCGUACACUGGGAUCAACGAAAGAAAUUUCUUUAGGCUAGCUCUCACGAACACGUUCUUUGAGACACGCAAGGGCGGAAUAUGGUACACAAACAACGGUGUGUCGGGAAGCGAUUGCAAGCGCCUUGACUACAUCCUGACAAGGCAGGCACAUCACGGCCGAGUAUCUAGCGUGGUCGUCAUCCCCCAGCCGGUUCGCCCAGUGAAGGCAGAAUAUGGCUUGCCCACAACCCGUGCAGUCCGUACUACACCGAAACAGAAGCAAAUCAACCGACGGGAAUUGCAGUUCGAAGCAGCACGGUGUGCGGUGACCAAUCGGUUCCUCCUCAACCUCGACACACGACUGGACGAGCGAACAACCACCGCCGCGGAAUUGGCGAUCGACUUUACCAAUGCUCUCCUCGAAGCAGCGCGGACGGCCCUGCGGGAGGAACUGCGGAGACGCCGCACGCAGGAGUGGUGUGAGCCCCCAGAGACGCGAGCAGCGCUGGAGCAGGCCCUUACCAAACGUCGGGAAGCGCGCCGGGCGAUGAGGGGCAACUGGAACUCAGCGACGUGGAGGGUUCUCAAAGCAGCGUUGGGCCUCAGCGGGAGACAAGCGGGGGGACAACAGUUCGUCGCGGAUGAGAAAGGCGUGUUGCUCCGGAACAGGGAUGACAUCCUCCAGCGGUGGGCGAGAUUCUUCAGCACCCUACUCAACACCAAAUCCCCCACCCUGAACCCAGACAUCAUCGAACGAGUGAUGCAGCGGCCAGCGACACGUGACACUCAACGAUUGGGAGAUGUGCCAAAACUCGAGGAGGUGGCACGGGCGACCAAAGGCCUCAAGAACUGGAAGGCACCUGGUGAUGAAUCCCUCCCUGCCGAGUUGUUCAAGAUCGAUGACGACGAACCCUUCGUCCUGGAACACCUCCAUACCAUCCUCGUCAAGGUGUGGAACGGAGGAGAUAUUCCGCGAGAGUGGAAGGAUGCAACCAUCCAGGUACUGUACAAGAAGGGUGACCGGUCCAACUGCAACAGCUACAGGGGGUUUUCGCUACUACCUCACGCAGGCAAGGUCCCCAUCAAGAUCAUCACCAACCGUCUAAGCGCCUUCUGCGAAGCCGACAACAUCCUCCCGGAGGAACAGUGCAGAUUUCGACCAGGGCGAUCCACCGUCGACAUGCUGUUCGUCGUACGCCGCCUCCAGGAGCUGGGGCAGAGAAAGAUAAUACCGCUCUACAUGUGCUUCGUCGACUUGAACAAGGCGUAUGAUUCGGUGGACCGAGAGAUGCUAUG
Ectocarpus sp. CCAP 1310/34 is the source of this 3752-nucleotide messenger RNA. Lineage: Eukaryota; Phaeophyceae; Ectocarpales; Ectocarpaceae. The record is from the annotation of a GenBank genome assembly.